Messenger RNA from Anopheles nili, 5585 nucleotides. RefSeq names its product myotubularin-related protein 4. Gene Ontology annotation, biological process: regulation of autophagy; dephosphorylation. The coding region runs from base 1 to 4875 and encodes 1624 amino acids. The record is from RefSeq and is a predicted model, not a curated record. NCBI's taxonomy places the organism in Eukaryota, Metazoa, Arthropoda, Insecta, Diptera, Culicidae. Gene Ontology annotation, molecular function: protein phosphatase binding; phosphatidylinositol-3,5-bisphosphate 3-phosphatase activity; metal ion binding. The transcript is spliced from 11 exons.
AUGGAGGGUUCGGGCGACGGUUCGCCGCAAUCAUCGAUGUGCAUGGUGAAGGCGGCCGAGCUCUUCCCGAAACCGAUCCUCGAGAAGGAGGAAGAAAAGCUGACGGUUCGGUUUACUGAGUUGGCUGGAGAAUCUAUUCGAUAUCUGGGUCAGACCGACGAUGGCAUCCUGGCGCUGUCAAAUUACCGGUUGUUCCUGCAGAAAAACAGCACCGCCGCCGAGGUGUCGGUGCCGCUAGGAUUAAUCGAAUCGACGCAGGUGCGCGAGCUGUUCCACCUGAUUGUAAACUGCAAAGACGCCAGUACCGUGCGAUGUUCAUUCGCGACGUCCGAGCAGUGUGGCGAGUGGCACCGGCGAAUAUCGCUCUCGAUCGGUGUACCGGAAACACUGGAGGCGUUGUUUGCGUUUCCGUUCCAUGCCUGGGCGUCCGAGUCGCCAACCCUUAACCAGGACAACGAGUGGGCUGGCCGGUUACAGCGGGUCGGUUCGUUUGAGGACGAAUUCCGGCGCGAAGCCGAACGGCUCCAAUUCGACUUGCAGGGUGCGUGGCGCAUCAGCCAAGCAAACGCGGAAUUUAAGCUGUGUCCUUCCUACCCACGGCUACUACUGGUGCCAGCGUGCAUCUCGGACGACACUCUGCAGAAUGUGGCCAGCUUUCGAAGCUCGCGUCGCAUACCGGCCGUUGUGUGGCGUCACCAACGCACCGGUGCCGUAAUUGCACGUUGCAGCCAACCCGAGGUUGGAUGGCUUGGUUGGCGUAACUCAAAGGACGAACAGCUGCUGAAGGCGCUGUCUGACGCGUGUUCAUUCGACCGUGGUACGCAGGAUCGGGCCAGUGACGGUACGAGACGUACGCGAACUCAAACGGACAGCUCGGAGGCGUCAAGUGAUGGUAGUCCACCACGCAGCCCCGAGGGAAGCCACGAAGAGGUCGAAAUGGACGAACCCAAGAAGAUCCUGAUUGUGGAUGCGCGGUCCUACACGUCGGCCGUUACGAACCGAGCACGUGGCGGUGGAUGCGAAUGCGCCGAGUACUACCCAAGCGCCGAAAUUCAGUUCAUGAGCCUGGGCAACAUUCACGUGAUACGCAAGAGUUUCCACGCGUUACGGCAACUAUGCGCCUCGCAGGCGGACAUUCCCAACUGGCUCGGAUUGUUGGAGCGAACGCUUUGGUUACAGCACCUGUCCGGAUUGCUGGCGGCGUCUAUGGUCGUGUGUCACGCCAUCGAACGCAGCGGACGGCCGGUGCUGGUGCACUGUUCCGACGGAUGGGAUCGUACGCCACAGAUUGUGGCCACGGCACAGCUAUGUCUGGAUCCGUACUACCGCACCAUCGAAGGGUUCCGCGUGCUGGUCGAACGGGAGUGGCUGAGCUUUGGCCACAAGUUUGCUGACCGCUGUGGUCACGGUCCCGGUUCUGACGAAACGAACGAACGGUGUCCUGUGUUCCUGCAGUGGCUUGAUUGCGUCCAUCAAAUACAUCGCCAGUUUCCUUGCAGCUUUGAAUUCGAUAUGGGCUACCUGAUAAAAUUAGCGCAACACUCGCAUUCGUGUCUAUUCGGCACGUUCCUCUGCAACACGGUCAAAGAGCGGCAGGAAAACAGCGUCCCCGAUCGGACGUUCUCCGUGUGGCCUUUCCUAUCCGGUCCGAUCUACAAGAACCACCUGUACGUACCGAACCGCGAGCGCGUCCUGUGGCCGGCGCAUAACGUGCGUGAUCUGCGCCUCUGGACGGAAGUGUACCUGGGUAGCUGGGGUGGCCAUAAUCAGCAGUCCGCCUCCGAGUCGGUCGACUAUCCAGCCGCCAGCGUAUCGGCGGUGGGUCCGAAUGUGGCCUCUGCUGUCGUUGCCGUCGGCAUAAGGAGUGUUGGAACUGGAGUUGAGAAACCCACCGGCAGCAUCGUGGUCGGAGGAUCAGCGUCAGUCAACGGUGUCGGAGGAAUUGGCGUGAAGUCAUCAGCGGCAUCAGCAAGCGCUACUAGUCCGGAACAGAAUGGUUCGAUGACGAAGACGCGCUCGUACAGUGAUAUCAAAGAAGCAACCUCAGGCGGUAUCAUGACACGUCGUUCAAGCGAUCCAAGCAUGAUCGUCGAUUCGAGCGUUCUCGGUCGAAAGAGCGAAUCUGUAGGGCUAAACCUGUCGCAAGAGGAAAGUUCACUCGAUUCGAACAUCUCGUCUGAUCGGGAGACGUCCCCCGAUCUGCCCUCGAUUGACGGUCAUCUGUUGGACCGUGAAGCAAUAGCAAGUUCCUUCAUUCAGCAGGCCACCGAAAAGCUGCAAAGCCUUACGCAGGAGCUGAACCAAUCGGACGAGGAGCUGGAGCAAACGAUCAGGAACCAGCGUAUGCUGGCCGACAGUAGUCCUCUUUGCGGUGUUGCUUCCGCCGUUGGUGGGGAUUCGGAGGACACUUUCAGAAGCGCACACAAACCUUCCUCAGCUUCUUCUAGUCUUUUCCCGAAUGGGCUGACCGGCGGUGUCGAUAGUUUAGCGGUGGCCGCCGCUGCCACACUCAUCCUUACGGCAACCACCAACGUUAGGCCUUCGUUCACAACCACCAGCAUCGGCGAAGAAAGCAUCGGUCGUUACAGAUUCCAGCCGAUCGUUCCGGAACUACCGACAGUCGUACCGCCAGCUCCUGCCGCCUCAUUGAACCAUUCACAUUACACAUCCACCAUGGCUCCUGUGAUCAAUGUAAAUCAACUUCACGGUAAGCAGCAGCAUCAGCUCGUUACAUGGCCGGAUGCGAUAGACGAGAAUACUUCGCGUAUCAUCAAAAUCGAAAGCUACCAGCCAACGAACAGUGCCGGCAAGGACAUCCCGGAUGGAGGUGGUGGCGAUGAAGGAUUUGGUGAGGGGUUGGACCUCGGACGGGGCAUAAAUCGCGCCGUCGUUGGACGUCCGAUUAUGACCAACGACGAUAUGAUGAUGGAAAGCGUUGACCUGACCAUACGAGGAACUGACGACAGCAGCUUCGGCGGUGAUACGCUGCUCACGGAUUCGCCAAAUCAACUGGAGUCCCCUUUGCCGACGGCCAGGUCACUCAGUCCCAACCUUUGGCAUGGGUCGAUUGAAACAAGCACGGACACGCUGGUACCGAUGGACCAAUAUCCACCAUCGUUAGGCACGAGCGUGUUGGGCUCGCAACAAGAAUGUCUGCAAAAUCUCCCGCAGGCGGGCUUGAGUUGUGGACAAUCAAAUCUAAGCGAUGCAGCCUCGACGGAAACGCCACGACGGACGAAUCGCAAAGGCAGUGGCGAGGCCACCAUCGACGAUGUUGGUAGUAUUAGUUUAGCCGUAGUAAACAGUGAUAGCAGUCAGCUGGGUCUUGUAAAUGGUAAAGGAUCGGUGACAGCACCACGGGACGUUUUGAGAAACACCGGGCUCGCUAGUGACCACUAUGCCACAAAAACUCAGACUGGUGAUAGCAAUGGAUGUGAUUUUACUAGUAAUAGUCAGGAUUACCAUAGGAAAUUAUCAAAUCAACCUACGUUGACGUUAAUCAGUGACUCGCAGCUACCAAAAGAUCGCACCGAUAGCCGAUAUCAUCAUCAGCACCAGCCGGAAUCUAUGCUGGAAACCGAUCGUGGCGGAUGCCGGUCAGGCCUGGCAAUCCAGCACGCGCAAAGCAACAUCAGCAGCAAUGCGAGCUGCAACAAACUCAAAGCGAACGGAACGUCCCUAUCGUCGGGCUGUACUGCCGUCUCUGCCACCGCCAACCCUCUGCUUAGCUCGAUGAUGCUGAUGGACGAAAGCAUCAUCAUUCAGCCACAGUUCCAACACCUCGAAAUCAACGGAAAACACCCCGUUGGUGGAAGUGCUCCCUGCGAAGCCGUUGCGACUAGCACGAUUGUGCCGCUGAAGGAACGGCGAAGGAGAAACUCGUCCAACUCAAAACACGACCUCAUGAGUCCAUGCAAACCAACCAAUGGAAGUAUAUCCCCAAGUGCCACACACUCUCGGUUUUCGACGCCGGGUGCCCGGUCACUGCCACUAACACCACCGAGUGCACCGUUUGCGGCGGACAGGCCACCGGUUGCGACGUUCUCGUGUCCGGACGGGUUGGCCCACGCGCUUUCAGAGCAAAACCUGCGCCUCCAGCAGAUCGUUUACGAGCAUCGGCUUCGCGAGGAAGCCUUACAGCGCGAGCUGUACGCCACGCGGUUAGCACUAUUGAAGAAAUUCUGCCAGCACUGUUGCAGUAGCAGCGCCCAGCAGCAGUACGGCAAUGAGGAUCCGAUGGUGGACUCCAUGAACGAGAACGCAUCGAACUGCUCGUGGGAAGCAGUCGACGAUCGAAGCGCACCGUCAUCUGGCGCCAACUCAUCCCAACAGAUGCAAUACAGCAGCAGCGGAGUCGGUGGAAGCAACAGUGUCCUGUGGGUACCUGACCACGCCGUCACUCGGUGCACCACCUGCCAGACGGAGUUCUGGCUUGGUCGCCGCAAGCACCAUUGUCGUUCGUGCGGCCAAAUCUUCUGUGCCGAAUGUUCCGAAUUUACGGCACACUUGCCGGACGAGCGGCUUUAUCAGCCGGUACGCUUGUGUGGUCCCUGUUACCAGCGGAUUUCAACCGCCACCUCCACGUCUGGUGCAAGCGUGCCUUCGACAUCUACGCACGGCAACAUUGCGCAGCAACACGUGAACGCUGCUCCCUCGAUGCUGGCUGCAAAUGGGAGCACUUCGACCACGAACGAGGACAGCAGUGCGUUUCUGUAUCGAUCAAAUGCAACGGCAACCGCGACGGCGAUAAUGCGUGAUCGGAUCACCAGCAUGAGCCAGAUGCAGACGCUCUUAGCCGCUGAAUGCAGCUCCGAGGCACCGAGGGCCAGCGAAAGCUGCUGCAAACAGAACGUUACCGCCGCAGCGACGAAUUAAGCUUGCUCUAGUGUCUUUCCUGAAACUAUUUUUUACGACAACAACAACAAUGCAACGGGCAUUCGAACGAAUUAAGGGAUUUUGAUUUGAUUCUAUUCUCAUACAUCUCACGGAAGUACGUGCAGAUACUGUAGCGAAAAAAGAAUGUGAGAAAGAAAACGGUAGAGGAAAAGGCAAAGGCGAUAAUGAGAGAGUGCCAACGUAUCUUUAACUUAUGAUUGUGUAACUACCAUUUCGUUUAUCAUUUCAUUGCUAUUUGGAUCAUCAUCGUUGUUGUCACGUAAUUAUUUCUUCUAUCUAUUUAUCAUCUUUUGUUCUCGCCAAAAAUGUUAAACUCAAAUUAUUUUCUAAUUUAGCUGUCUCUUUCCCUGUCCUAUCCGUUCCUAAGCAGUAUGUCCUUUCGUAUAGCGACUGUUAUUAUAAAUUAUUCGUGCAUGUUGAUCCUGUUGUAGGAACAAAAGGCAACAUUUCGGUGUAUUGUCCUGUGGGGUAUAUGCGAUCAGGAUAUUAAUGUCUCCUAGAAGCAGAAUUUUCAGCUUUUUGUGCAUGAUGGCGACGAAAUGCUGCGUGAUUUUAUUAUGACUUUGACUAUUUUUAACAUAUACCUUCUAAAAUAGUGAAGGAGUGAACAUUCAGAGCUAGAGAGAGCGUGAGAGACAAGAGAGCACCACAUAUAAGUUAGCUUGGAAUGGCGGGAAGGGAUGCUGGCG